Molecule: messenger RNA, 1056 nt
Organism: Scomber scombrus (Atlantic mackerel)
Lineage: Eukaryota; Metazoa; Chordata; Actinopteri; Scombriformes; Scombridae
Gene: fkbp1b
Product: FKBP prolyl isomerase 1B
Exons: 4
Coding region: 143-469 (108 amino acids)
Molecular function (GO): peptidyl-prolyl cis-trans isomerase activity
Source: RefSeq, a predicted model, not a curated record
UAGUGCAGAGAGCUACGGGUCGGUAGUGGUCGGUGAAUGCAUGGUUUCCACCGAUAAAGCCCGACUUGUCACCGCUAAACGGGUAACAUUGGCUGUCAAAGGCUGUAUGCUCCAGGGUUAAUCUUCGAAAAGUAGCACAACCAUGGGCGUGGAAGUCGAAACAAUAUCCCCCGGUGAUGGAAGAACAUUUCCAAAGAAGGGUCAGACAUGUGUUGUUCAUUACAUAGGUAUGUUGCAGAAUGGAAAAAAGUUUGACUCUUCUCGAGACAGGAACAAGCCCUUCAAGUUCAAGAUUGGACGAAUGGAGGUCAUUAAAGGCUGGGAAGAAGGAGUAGCACAGAUGAGCCUGGGCCAGAGGGCUAAAAUCACCUGCACACCAGAUAUGGCUUAUGGAGCGACAGGCCACCCCGGGGUCAUCCCUCCGAACGCCACACUUAUAUUCGAUGUGGAACUGCUCAAGCUUGAGUGACGCCUGGGCUGAAAUACGAAGGUUAAAGGUUACAGAGGCUGCGUUCGCCACAACCUGUUUCCACAGGGAGACCAUACCCGGCUGCUGCCUCCAACCAUCCACCUGCUCUCCUUCUCUUUGAUUUCUACAGUCUUCUUCAGUUCAAUAUUUAAACGUAUCUACUGCUGCUUUGUUGCAAUACUGUAAUAAUAGAUACUGCAAGACAAUUUUCACAUCAUGUGAGACUCUUUCCACACAUGCACCACAUUUUGGUUUCUGUUCAAUAAAAAAAAAAUAUAUACUGCCUUACAGGUUCAGCAACAGAGGAAAGGUACAUGUUGAAAGUACAAUACUUCUGCUCUGUAUCUUAACUGGGCAUUAUACCACUGUCUGCAUUGCCACUUUGAGAAAAGGUUUGUCCUGCUGAAUGCUCUGAAUGAUGUUGCUAUGUUUAGUAUAUUUUAUAUCCCUCAUAAACAUUUAACUGCAAGUGUACCCGAUCCAAUCAACCCAAUCCAAUACUGUACAGAACUCUGUAAGAGCCAUUGCUACUAUGACCGUUUAUUGACCAACUCUUGAAUAAAAAUGGCAUGUACUGUGUUGAGAAA